AUCUAAUCAACAGUUGAUGAGAUACCGAAUACUUGCGCGGUAUGAUUGCGCGCAGAAAAGCAGCGCCAGUCCUUCAGUAUAGUGAUCACAUUUCGCUGAUUCACUCGUGUUUCGAUAUUUCCUUGGGAGAAGUGAUACGGAAUAUAUUAUAAAUUUAACCUUCCCGCUGAGAUGGUCAACCUUGCCAUACGUCCGGUUCCGGAGCCGCUCUGCAAGAAGGCUCGUGCUGAACUCAACGAACAACCCGAACGCAUUCAGGAAGACAUCGCACUUCUGCGACAAUGGAUUGCGAAGAGUCCCCACCUGCGAUCGCGCAUCGACGAUCAGUUUUUGGUGGCGUUCUUGAGGGGUUGCAAGUACAGUCUGGAGCGGGCCAAGGAAAAGUUGGAUAUGUUUUACACGGUGAGGACCAUGUCCCCGGAACUGAUUCGAACUCGGGAUCCGCUGGAUCCCAAAACUCGCGAGAUUAUUAGGAUGGGAGUUGGAGUUCCGUUGCCCUUGACGGAUGGUCCUGAUGCGCCACGAGUGCUGUUGAUCCGUCCGGCAGCUUACGAUCCCCCGAGGACCACCAUCGAGGAAGUUAUUCGAGUUAGCACUAUGGCGAACGACAUUAUGAUGCUCGAGGAUGACAACUUUGUGAUAGCCGGACAGGUUGGCAUUCUGGAUUUGUCGAACGUGACCGUGAACCACUUUCUCCAGUUUACACCUUCGUUCGUGAAGAAGAUGACGAUGAUGAGCCAAGAGGCUUCUCCGUUGAGACAGAAGGGCUUUCAUUACAUCAAUACUCCCAGCGGCUUUGAGGUGGUGUUCAACAUGUUUAAGAACUUAAUGAGCGAAAAGAACAAGUCCAGGCUUUACGUCCACGGCCACGACAUGGAGUCCCUGUACAAACACGUACCUCGACGGCUUCUUCCGAUGGAGUACGGUGGCGAAGCCGGUCCGAUCCAGAACAUUAUUGACAAGUGGGAGCAGAAGAUCAUCGCCUACAGGGACUACUUCCUCGAAGAGGACCAGUACGGUACCGACGAGAAGAAGCGACCGGGUCGACCCAAGAACGCUCAGACGCUGUUUGGUGUUGAGGGAUCGUUUCGGAAGCUCGAAGUGGACUAAAACCCUGUUGUCAUGACAGCACGUGUGACUUUAUUUGCUAUACUCUUAAGCUUAUCUAAAUAAACAACGUCGAAGGUGGUUUAA
Messenger RNA from Culex pipiens pallens (northern house mosquito), 1194 nucleotides. RefSeq names its product retinol-binding protein pinta-like. Bases 172 to 1110 code for a protein of 312 amino acids. Gene Ontology annotation, cellular component: membrane. The transcript has 3 exons. Gene Ontology annotation, molecular function: phosphatidylinositol bisphosphate binding. NCBI's taxonomy places the organism in Eukaryota, Metazoa, Arthropoda, Insecta, Diptera, Culicidae. The record is from RefSeq and is a predicted model, not a curated record.